This is a messenger RNA of Rotaria sp. Silwood2, 489 nucleotides long. NCBI's taxonomy places the organism in Eukaryota, Metazoa, Rotifera, Eurotatoria, Philodinida, Philodinidae. The record is from the annotation of a GenBank genome assembly.
AUGUCAAAAUCGAAUUUCGAAAAUUAUUAUAAAAAUAUUCUUAUACUAAAUAAACAACAAAUUAAUUUGCUGCGUUUAUCAAAUCCAUUUAUUCUUGAUAUUAUUUUCUUACCACCACGUAUUACUUUAAAAUUUGUUCGUCUUCAAACAUUAAUUCUUGAUAAGAUAAAUAUUAAAUAUCUUGAUAAAAUUUUUGAUUAUUUAUUAUUCGGAUCUAAUUUUCAUUCAUUAAUUCUAUCUCCUGCUGAUUAUAUUGAUUCAUUAAAUCAUCAAGUACCAUUAUCUGCUUAUUUAAUUAAAUAUGAUCGUAGUUCUAUUGAAUGUUUUAUCAUACAUGAUCUUCUUCCAUUUGAUUCAUUGAAUUAUUUUUUAUUAUCUUGUCUUCCUCGACUUCAAUAUUUAAAAAAUCAUUAUUUAAUUCUUUAUUUUGAAUUGAAAAAUUAUGUUUUUUUUUUAACAUCAACAUUAUUGACUACAAAGUUUAGAUAG